Molecule: messenger RNA, 1282 nt
Organism: Colletotrichum godetiae
Lineage: Eukaryota; Fungi; Ascomycota; Sordariomycetes; Glomerellales; Glomerellaceae
Exons: 3
Coding region: 496-1239 (247 amino acids)
Source: RefSeq, a predicted model, not a curated record
AUGGUGGCUAUUGCUUACCUCCGCAUCGCCGAACGCGCCGUCCCAGAGCCCCUCGCAUCGACAAAGCCCUCUACGGUGAAGAUAUGUGCGACUCUUUUCGCCCUCCGCGCGAUGACGCCCGACGACCCGGACAACGCACCGACGCCCUUCCAGCUGCUUGGCCUCGACCCGUUGUCAGCGCCCUUCUACCCACCGGGUAGCUCUGCAUUUCCCGGGUCCUGCGAGCGACAGAAGGCGGAGGGGCAACGCGCGGCGCAAAAGGCGUUUGUCACAGCGAGCAACUUCGCCGCGACGAUGAUCAUCAACGACGCCGCAAGGAUGCAGUAUUUGCUCAGGGUGCAGCCGGAGAUAGAGAGCUGGGCAGGCAGGGUGAGGGCCGUCGACGGACUCUGUGGUCAGGUGUGGCGGGACAUGGGAUGGGUGGUUUAGAUGCGGUGACUGAGAAUUCUGUUUGUUGGCCUCUGAAGCCCUUUUUUUCUGCAAGACAUUGCGGAUAUGAAUUGCCACACAAGAUGGCCCACGGACCACACAAGAUGGCCCACGGACCACACACAGUAUAGGGUCAUGGGUCGAUGCUUGCAGCCGUGUGGUGUAAUUUUUUCAUUCUUGCUGUUUGCGUAUUUGUAUGUUGGUUGUUCGAUUGUUUGUUUGCUUGCAAGAGGUUUCACCGCUAGGGCCCGGGAAGAGUGCGUAAUAGGCGUGGCAGUCAAGGAAAUAGAUAAGCUCUCAAGGCGUAUGUAUUGGGAUAGAACUUCUGGGGGGUUUGGCGGAGCGGUCGGCAUAGCACAGGCCAUUCGAAUCAUUAGCUCACCGCCGUCUCUUCAUCAAGAACCGCUACGCAACGUCCGACGGAAUUCGCACACGCGUUGUGACCGACGGGGUCAGCAACAUCUCGACCCUCGCAGCCGAGCACAAACUACAGCGAGCGAAGGCGGAUAUCCGGCCGACGCGGGCGCGGAUGAUCUGGCGCAAGCGCGAGCAUCUCCUGGCGGCCGCCCGAGGCGACGACGACGGCGCCGGCGCCGGCGACGCGGUCGUGUUACUGGAGGAGAUGGACCCCGGGUUCGAGUACCUCGCGCACCUCGCGCACCUCGGGUGGCAGGACGAAGUCUCAGGAGAGCGGGGGUGGCUUCAGUCGUGGGACGUGGGAGAGGGGUUCGUUACCUGGUUGGAGAGGCAUUUUGCCAGGUGGCGGGGGGAGUGGGCUGCGGGAAGGCCAGCACUAGCAGCGACUAUUGACGGCGAGGAUGGUGGAAAGGACGGCGGGGAUGCUGCUGUGAGA